Messenger RNA from Triticum dicoccoides, 1165 nucleotides. RefSeq names its product PRA1 family protein H-like. The record is from RefSeq and is a predicted model, not a curated record. Gene Ontology annotation, cellular component: Golgi apparatus; endoplasmic reticulum. The transcript is spliced from 4 exons. Bases 45 to 776 code for a protein of 243 amino acids. Gene Ontology annotation, biological process: vesicle-mediated transport. Lineage: Eukaryota; Viridiplantae; Streptophyta; Magnoliopsida; Poales; Poaceae.
CACGCACCACCCCUGUCCUGCUAAUCGUACGGCCCAGCGGCGCCAUGUCGUCGUCGUUCAAGCCCAACCCCCUCUCGCUGAGCGUACCGGACCCCGCUCUCGACCGCUGGCUCCGGGACUCCGGCUACCUCGACCUCCUCGACUCCUCCACCCCCGCACCCGCCGCAGCCGCCCCCACACGCGCCAGCCCCGCAUCCACCUCCUCGGGGCCCGGCGCCGCCGCCGACGUCCUCGCCUUCGCGCGCACCCUAGCCUCUCUCCUCGCGCUCAACCCCUUUGCGUGCCUCACCGCCGCCGACCUCGCCGCGCCCACCCCCUCCUGGUCCCUCGCCUUCAUCGGCCCCGCCGGCACCGCCUCCUACUCCUGGCCCCCGACCCCCACCCAGGCCCGACUCCGCGUCCAGGAGAACGUCCGCCGCUACACCCGCAACUAUGCCGCGCUAUCCAUCCUCGUCUUCGCCUGCUGCCUGUACCGGAUGCCUAUGUCGCUGCUGGGGUUGCUGGCCAGCCUCGCCGUGUGGGAGGCUGUGCGGUACUGCCGGAACCGGUGGGAGCUCGCCACACGAGCGCCCGGAAUUGGGCAGGCUCUUCUGCACUGUGCCCAGAUUGCCACUGCUAUACUACUAUAUGUAUGCAACCUGCAGUUUGCUCUUGUGUAUGCCAUUGGGUUGAGUUAUGCAGUCAUGAUGCUACAUGCUUCUCUUCGGAAGUUGACUCCCUCAAGCCUAUCUGUUCCAGCAAAUAAGAAUAGGAGGGCACAGCCAAGACGAAGCUAGUCGCCAUUGGAGGUCGGCUGCAGAUGGCAGGUACAUUGCCAUGUCGCAGUACGGUGGAGGCACUGCCCUGAAAGCAAUUCUACACCUAAGAUCAUGUGCUCCGACUAUAUACGCCAUUCAAUCCUUCCACAGGGUUAUGUCAAAAGAUAUUGGCUGCAUGAGUUCGGAGACGGGGAAGACGAUUGCAAGAGUGAAACUGUAAGCACAGCGGAAUGUGGGAACAAUGUGUGCUUACAAUCCUAGGACUGUAAAAUCCAGUUUUGGCACCGACGCUGAUUAAAGAAUUUUUGGGAGGAAUUUCGGAGUUCUUAAUACAGUUUUGUUAAAGCACAUCUAGAUGUGCCAUAAGUAUUGCACAUCUAAGUCCUAUGUCCUUGAUGUUGCAUGGA